Messenger RNA from Ostreococcus tauri, 1275 nucleotides. RefSeq names its product Ribosomal RNA-processing protein 7. The record is from RefSeq and is a predicted model, not a curated record. The coding region runs from base 1 to 1275 and encodes 424 amino acids. Gene Ontology annotation, biological process: rRNA processing; ribosomal small subunit assembly. The transcript has a single exon. NCBI's taxonomy places the organism in Eukaryota, Viridiplantae, Chlorophyta, Mamiellophyceae, Mamiellales, Bathycoccaceae. Gene Ontology annotation, cellular component: CURI complex; UTP-C complex.
AUGUCCGCCUAUGGGCAAACAGUACGUAUCCGCUACGUUCUACCAUGGGCAUCCCACGUUCUACCAUGGGCAUCCCACGUUCUAAGCAUAGGUGCCCUACGUUCUAACCAUAGGUGCCCUACGUCUCAUGCUAAGUGGUCCGCCGUAUCGAUCGGUAUCGAUCGGUGUGUCGGUGUCCGUCGGUGUCGGUCGAUCGCGGCGCGCGCGGGGGCGUCGACGCCAGCGUCGCGCGGGAUGCCGUCCGGUGCCGCGCGACGAAAACGAAAGAGAGAGAAUGAAAAGACGAGGGCGUGGGAACGACUCGACGCCCUCGACGGCGACGUCGAGGCGUACGAGAAGACGUUAGAGCUCGAGGCGACGGCGCGAAGACGAGAGGCGGCGGCGACGAGACGAUUGGCGGACGUCGAGCGAUUGAACGCGAGCGCUCUGCGCGGUGGGGACGGGAGAACGGAUGAACGACGGAACCAGGGCACCGCCGCGGGGUCGUUGGGAUUGGCGAACGCGACGAGAAUCGCCGUUCGCGUGGCAAGAGACUCUCCGCACGCGCUGGAGAUGCUGUGCUGCGCGACGAGCGACGGCGACUGCGUCUUCGCGUGCGCGCAGCCGAAAUCUUGGGGACGACGAGGUGUUGAAAUCAUUUUCAAAGAGCUCGGUUUCGACGUCAUCGAGUACGACGAAGUGACACUGAGCAAGGCGCCGGGUUUGACCGCGUGCGUCGUUCGCCUGCGGGCGGAACCUUCGACAAAGAAAAAGUCGAAGAAUGACGGAGGCAGCGCCGCGGAGACGCUCUUAGCGCGCGCAGAGGCGCUGAUAGAACCAAUCCAAGCCCCGAACCUGACAGAUGGCGAGGAAGAUGCGAGUUUGGGAGGUCUCGGCGCGUGGGUCGGCGCGCACCGCAGACGGCGCGCGGGAGGCGCGAAGGCAGUUUCGUCCGGUAUCGACGCCUGGUUCGAGAAGAAAGAGGCCGAAGAAGAUGCGGCACGAGAAGCUAUAAAUGCGGCAAAAGCAGACGAUGGGUGGACGGUGGUUCAGGCGAAGAGAGGACGCAAGAAGACGACGGCGGAUGACGAAACGGGCACUACGGUGGGCGGUAUUCGAGCCGCGACGGCGGAUGGCAGGAGGAAAGAGGUCAAGAAGAUUGCGAACGAACAGUUUUAUAGGUUUCAGACAAAAGAAAAGAGACGUUCUGAGAUCAUGGAGCUUCAGGCGAAGUUCGAGGAGGAUAAACAACGCAUUGCUCGGCUCAAAGCGGCGCGCAAGUUUAAGCCAUUGUAG